Molecule: messenger RNA, 1516 nt
Organism: Physella acuta
Lineage: Eukaryota; Metazoa; Mollusca; Gastropoda; Physidae
Molecular function (GO): protein binding
Source: RefSeq, a predicted model, not a curated record
UAACCAGAUAUUUGUAUUUAAUUUUGAGAUAUUCCUAUCUCUAUAUUUAUAUUAAAGUUUGAACCCUAAUUGCCUUAGCCCGUGUAACCAUGUCAACGUUUAGUAGCAAAAACCAUAAGCGAUCUGCUGGAGAUUUAGUGGACCACAUUAGCAAAAAGGUCAAAGUUGACACAUCUGUUUCAGCGCCGAAUUCGGCGGCCCUUGCUGACUGGAGCCAGCUGCCGUACGAGAUUCUGCUGCAAGUCUUCCGUUACCUGAACGACAACAGCGACAAGUACCACGCUGCCCUCACGUGCAAGUCCUGGCUCCGACCACUCUCAGAGCCUUCCCUGUGGAAGUCCGGAGAUUUUGUUUUCAAUGCAAAAAGUGGGACAAGAGCCAUCCGAUUUGUGAGAAUCGCUGGCCAAUCGUUACGUCACGUUAAAGCUGAUUACCCAGAGUCGAAAGACAAGGUGUAUUGCAACGAGGAGUUGUACCAGUUUCUGGCCAACUUAAUCAACUCACGCAACCAGCGACUAGUGACCUUUAGGUUGACCAACUUGCAAUAUUUGAAGAACUUGGAGUAUUCAGGGGUGAGGAAAACAGAUGAAAUCAUCGAUCUCCUGAAAAAGUUACUUAAUCAACAACGACAGCUGCGUGUGUUGGAUCUUAGUAACAGCAAGGGUCAGCCAUUUUUGUCUGAAUCUAUCAAACAUGGUCAGCCAUUUUUGUCUGAAUAUAUCCAACAGGGUCAGCCAUUUUUGUCUGAAUCUAUCCAACAGGGUCAGCCAUUUUUGUCUGAAUCUAUCCAACAGGGUCAGCCAUUUUUGUCUGAAUCUAUCCAACAUGGUCAGCCAUUUUUGUCUGAAUCUAUCCAACAUGGUCAGCCAUUUUUGUCUGAAUCUAUCCAACAUGACCUAGAGUUGAGCUAUGGCUACCUGUGUGACGACCUACUGCUCCACCUGGCCAGGACAUCAACCAGCCUGAAGGUGAUGACCAUUCGAGCAGACGGCUACACCAGCGACCUUGGUCGAACAACCGCUGCAGCAUGGAGGAAGCUAACAGCAGCAUGUCGUGAGCUGAGAGCAAUGUUGUUCAUCAAACCCAAAUCUGAAUCCUACUUUGAUCUGGCCACAAGUUCUAUGCUCACCCCGUCAAUGCCUCUGUGUCAAGUCUACUGGGACGCCGGCGGGGUUAUCGCUAUACAGAACAUAGAACAGUUCUUUCAACAUGUGGCACGGCACUUUAAGACCACCCUACAACAUCUGGAGCUACAUACUGGUGUCCGUCUAGACAUGGAAUGCUUUGAAGUGUUGUUUAAAAGUUUACAGCCGUGCACAAAUCUGGACAACUUGUCACUAGGUUUGACCUGUGACUUGAGUGAUGACGUAGAGAUGUACACGACAGCCAUCAGAGAUGUCAUGACGCGAUGUCCGGUCUCAUGUGACGUCACACUGAACGGUCAAGCAGUCAAAUAAAACUGGUCAGUCUGACACGGUUGGUGGGGUCAGGAGAGUUCACCAUGUUGGAUCAGUUC